Messenger RNA from Lichtheimia ornata, 2073 nucleotides. RefSeq lists its product as uncharacterized. Lineage: Eukaryota; Fungi; Mucoromycota; Mucoromycetes; Mucorales; Lichtheimiaceae. Bases 1 to 2073 code for a protein of 690 amino acids. Gene Ontology annotation, molecular function: protein binding. The transcript has 2 exons. The record is from RefSeq and is a predicted model, not a curated record.
AUGAUCGAGACCCGCGUUGACAUUUUGUGUCCUCCCCACUCUGCCGUUGCCAAUGGCGACCCAUUGACAGACGACGAGAUCAAAAACCUGACAACCAAUGUCAAAGAUUGUAUGCAAAAGCUCCUGUUGACUCUGAAUGCGAGAGCAUCGGCACUCGUGAAAGCUGAACGACUCGAUCUCGCCAUGCAGGACGCGAUGGCUAUGAUACAACUAGCACCUUCUUCAGGAUCAGGCUACCUCCGUGCAGGAUCUAUUCAUUUUCGCCGUGGACACUACGCGUCAGCAAUCAAGAUUUAUGAUACAGCAUUGCAACAUGUACCCAACUCUAGUCCUCGACAUCAACUACUUGUGAGAACACGUGCAGCAGCAAUCAACAAGAAGAACAAGCGUGUUGAUUUCAUCAGCAAGUUACCAUUGAAUAUUGUGACAGAAAACAUCGUUCCAAGGAUAUUGGGUGGCCAAUUGAGAGUCAAACUUGGAAAACGGUGCGACUAUUUUGAUGUGUGUCGUACAUGGCGAAAACGGAUGGCAAUGGCAGAGGGCUUGGAAUUUGAAAUUGGAGAUGAAGGUUUAUCAAAGGAUGGCUAUCAACGCAUAUCCCAUUUGGCGCCUUUCAUGAGGACAUUGACAGUUGCACAACCAGGAAAUGAAAUGCUAUCCAAAAUCACCAGCCGUGGCAAAUUCGAAUCAUUGCAGCAAUUGACGAUCUAUGAAUCUAUUUCACGUGGACCGGAGCUUUUAUAUUCAGCUUUACGCACAUUGGGCAACACAUUGACGAAUCUGCACAUUGAAUAUGGACUCCAUUUUGCACAAAUGGAAUGUUACCGUCUAUGUGAUAUCUUGGAUGCAUGCCCCAAUCUUGUAUCAAUACGUAUGGUGCGUGGUGAUAUUGACAUGUCAACGGUUACCAAGACCUAUCCCAAGCUUACUACGUUGGACGUGUCCAAGCCCGAUGACAUUGAUAUGGUGAACCAAGAAAUCAUUUCAUGUCUCUUGCGACACUUUCCUCAAUUGCGUGUAUUGAAGAUGUCUCCUGUAUCAGGAUCGGAUAUUUUUCCAGCAGUUGAUCAGCAUUGCCCAUUAUUGCAGCAACUCAUCUUAACCGAUCGCCCAUUUGACCAACCAUACAUUCAAGGCAUACAAGAAGAUACUACUGGGCUACGUGUUUUGUGCAUGGCGACUCCUGACGAAUCUAGCAAUUACAACGAGGAUGAUAUGGUUCGCUAUAUGAUGAAGCACAGCAAUACGAUGGAGGUCUUUGAAAUGGUAUUUGGGAAAGGAUUUACUACUGAUGGAGGGAUGCUGCUGGAACAAGACGCCACCAAAAAAGUGACAUUCAACAACUUGCGAGAAAUCCAGUACCCUGCCAAUGUCAAUGACAGGUUUAUCACGUUUGCCAUGUGGAUGAUGCAACAUGCGCCUCAAUUGGAAUCUAUGGGAACAGUAACUGGUCCUGGUCAACAACGUGUCUUUCAAGAGCUUAUGAAGCCCGCACACUCGCAUGUCAAAAGGAUUGUUAUGAAAGCGGAUCGUGAAGAAUGUGAUGAAGAGGAAGAGUUUAUUCAACACCAUGUGGACCUUGGCGUUCGAUCGAAGCUUCAAGAAAUCAAGGUGAUUCUUUCACACAGCUCUCCAUGGCUUUGGUCUCUUCCGUAUUUAUCCAAGCUUACCAGCCUUGAAUUAUGUGGCGAGGGAUUUGGAGCGUUCGAAAUACUGGAAGAGUUUACUGAGGAGCUUAAUGAUGGAUGCCCAGCUCUGGAACAGCUCACAUUGACAAACAAUACUGGAAGUCCUGGCUCUUUUUACGACGUUAUCCCAAUGUGCUUGCAUCGCAAUCUCAAACGAAUCAUUAUCACGGCUAAUGAUAUGAGAGGGGGUGGUGCGUAUUCGUUUGCCACCGAUUUCAGAACGCUUGAAUCAUUGCAUCUCAACCUUUAUCGAUUUGACCCAUCCGACAUUGCUGAUUUGGAAAAAGGAUCCUUCAAGCUAGUAUGCACGCAAAGAAAGUGUCGCCCUACUUUUCGUCUUUCAAAACCAGCAUGGAAACGACAUAGAACACCACACUAUUUCUAA